Molecule: messenger RNA, 589 nt
Organism: Aricia agestis (brown argus)
Lineage: Eukaryota; Metazoa; Arthropoda; Insecta; Lepidoptera; Lycaenidae
Exons: 2
Coding region: 60-446 (128 amino acids)
Source: RefSeq, a predicted model, not a curated record
ACAUUGUACAUACAGCAGUUUGAAAUUACUUGUAUAACAAUAUAUUAAAAUAAAUCAACAUGUCUGCUAAGCUAUUCGUCGCGUUGUUUGUUGUUGCCUUAACCUCAGCCGCGUUCGCGCAGCCCGGCCCAGUCGGCCCAGGUGGUCCAGGUGGACCAGGUGGUCCAGGUGGUCCAGGAGGCGCGUGGCCUGGCGUGUGGUCUGGCGCAGGCGGAAUGAACCCCUGGAUGCCAUCCUGGCUCUACAUGCAGCCCUGGUACCCGCAGUGGAGGGCUUGCACCACCAUCGGAGCUUCCUGCGUCGACUGCAACACGCGCCAGGUCUGCACCAAGGUCGGCGGUCUCCAGAAGGCCUGCACCGACCCCACCCUCCCCUACUGCGACCUGGGCCAGUGCUCCGCUACCCCCUCCGCCGAGUGUGCGCCAGUUCCCGCUACCAAUGCCUAAUUUUCAAAAAUGGAAUACUCAUGAGUUCUUAAUUUAAUUUUUCAAGAAUGGAAUACUCAUUUAAAAUGUAAUUUCAAACCCUACCAUGUCCCUUCGGGAAUCUAUACAGUCAAGUCACUAUUUAAUAAAGUUUUUGCAAUUAA